Messenger RNA from Puccinia triticina, 1713 nucleotides. RefSeq lists its product as uncharacterized. The transcript is spliced from 6 exons. Gene Ontology annotation, biological process: rRNA base methylation. The coding region runs from base 1 to 1713 and encodes 570 amino acids. Gene Ontology annotation, cellular component: nucleolus. Lineage: Eukaryota; Fungi; Basidiomycota; Pucciniomycetes; Pucciniales; Pucciniaceae. Gene Ontology annotation, molecular function: methyltransferase activity. The record is from RefSeq and is a predicted model, not a curated record.
AUGGAAUUCUACAACCAAGCAGCCCGGGCCAUCGACCAAGUCGACAACAAGCGCGGAAGCCUUAAAUCCAUCGUCUUCAACCUCGCCGCUAACAAGAAUGCUAAAAUCAAGCCGCCGCCAGCUGAUUCCUCAGCAAAAACGAUCCAGGCCAGACAAGUCAGCGAUGGCAAAAGGCUCUUGAGAGUAGUGGCGGAAACUUUACGAUACCGUCAGGUGAUCGAAUCAAUCUUACGUGUCGUCGAUAUCCUGAGUCUGGAGCCCAAGGCUUUUGGCUCGUCCUCCAAGUCGUCAAAGACAUCGAGUUCGAAACAAGCCGAACGAUGGCAGCACCCACGCCCGCACAGUCUAGUCCUUGUUCUGGUACAUGACCAUCUCUUCGCCUCUCGAGGGAUCUCUAUGGCAAAAAUCCACAAGAUCCGAGUGGCUAUCGAGCGCCAUUCAUCAGCACUAAAAGCCGAGCUCUCGCGUCUGAUGGUUCAAAAUGCCGUUUCUCAAGUAUCUGACUUGGUCAACUCUCUUCAAACCGGCCGAGAUUCGUUGGAUGAAGAUUCGGGCACGAAAAACUUGAAUGCUCCUCGCUGGAUAAGAGUCAACACCAUCAAGUGGAGCAUCGAGGAUGCAAGAGCAUGGUUCAUAGACGCCGGCUGGAACCAAGUUUCGCUACAAGAGCUGACCAAACUGACGAGUUGCAGCCCUGAUCAGCUUCUUUCUUUCGCUGAGGACAAGCAUGUGGCGGGUUUACUCGCGCUUCCCUCGACGGUAGUCCUCGCGACACUGAAACCGUAUCUAGAUGGCCGACUGAUUGCCCAAGAUAAAGCCUCAUGCAUGCCUGCACAAUUGCUUCUGGGUGACUAUCCUAAAAAUCGUCCAAUCGAAGUCAUCGACGCCACCGCUGCUCCUGGUAACAAAACUACCAUGCUUAGCUCGAUUGUCGGGAUGAACGGAAAAGUGUGGGCUUUCGAAAAAGAUAAACAGAGGUUUCGCGUCCUUCAGGAGAUGAUUAAACUAGCAGGUUGUACCAAUGUCCAAUGUAUCAACGGCGAUUUCCUGGCUGUUGAUCAUUCUGAUGCACGCUUCCAGAAUGUUUCGCACAUCAUGGUGGAUCCAUCGUGUUCCGGAUCAGGAAUUUCUAAUCGGCUCGAUCACCUCUCCCAAACCGGUUCAAAAAAUACGCAAGAUGAAGGUCGCAUUCAAUCCUUAUCACGCUUCCAGACAACUAUUGUGUCACAUGCGCUUCGUUUCCCGUCCGUCCAAGAAGUGGUUUACUCAACUUGCUCAAUUUGGAAAGAGGAAAACGAAGAAGUAGUCUUCAGGAUCUUGAAUAAGCCCGAGAUGAUCAACAAAGGCUGGACCCUCAAAGACGUAGAAAAUACAUUCCUUGCCAACUCAAAAACGCCGUGGAGGCGCAGUGUGGAUGUAAUCUUCCCAGAUCAAAAACUGUUGUCAGAUCGAAUGGUCAGAUUUGAUCCCUCAGUCGACCAGACAAUUGGCUUCUUUGCAGCGGUCUUCCUCCGCCCUGCCCCACAGAACUCAAAAAAAGAAGACGAAAGCCAAUUUGACUUACCGGCUCAGAUACCAGAGCCCGCCCGGACUCGCCGUGAUCAACGUUCCGUCAUAUCCCGCCAAACAACCGUCACUGCCACCAAGAAAGAAAUCAGGGAGAAGAAGAGUAGUCUCUUCAAUGGUAUUCGACCUGGCAGGCUGAUCUCUUGA